UCAAUGGCCACCGCAUCCAUUUCCAGCGUCCUACUUCUUAUUCUAUCAGCCUUCUCUAUAGCUGCUCUAGGCACUUCUUCUCCGACUCCGGCCAACGGCAACGGCAGCGACACGGACCUUGCCGCGCUGUUGGCUUUCAAAGGCCAGCUUUCCGAUCCUCUCGGCAUCCUUGCCAGCAACUGGACCACCGGCACGUCUUUCUGCCACUGGGUCGGCGUCUCGUGCAGCUCAAGGAGGCGGCGCGUCACAGCUCUGCGCCUCACCUACAUACCCCUCCAUGGAUCGCCCGCUCCUCAGCUUGGUAACCUCUCUUUCCUCUCGGUCCUUAACCUCACCAGCACAAACCUCACCGGUUCAAUCCCUGAUUCUAUAGGGAGAUUGCAUCGCCUAAAAUAUCUAAACUUCAGGUUCAAUGGCCUCUCGGGUAGCAUCCCACCCACUAUAGGAAACCUCACCAGGCUUCAGGUUCUUAGCCUAGGCUUUAACAGUAUCUCUGGUCCGAUCCCGCUCGAGCUACAGAACCUACACCAUCUCAACUCCCUAUAUCUGCAACAUAAUUCCCUCGCCGGCACCAUACCAGUCAAUCUGUUCAACAGCACAGCAAUGUUGACUGUUCUAGACAUUGGCAACAACAGCUUGUCCGGAGCAAUACCGCCUUGCAUCGCGUCCUUAGAAAUGCUAGAGUUACUGGACCUGCAAGUAAAUCAUCUCGCAGGUCCGGUGCCCCCAGCCAUCUUCAAUAUGUCCAAACUGCAUUCUUUAUGGCUCGGUGACAACUACAACUUAACUGGCUCUUUCCCAACCAACUCAAGUUUUAAUCUACCAUCGCUAGAAAAAAUCAUCCUUCAAAACAACGGUUUCACAGGUCAGAUCCCACUGGGGCUCAUGUCUUGCCAGUACCUUCAAAUUAUUGCCCUUUCAAGCAAUUCAUUUGAGGGUCUUGUGCCAACAUGGUUGGGCAAGUUGACCAAUCUCCGUUACCUUUUAUUGGGUGGGAAUGAGCUUUUUGGUCCAAUCCCAGUUGCUCUCAGCAACCUAACUUCACUGUAUGCCCUAGACUUGUCAUUCUGCAAGUUGGAAGGAUCCAUUCCGGCUCAACUUGGACAACUUGGCCAGCUAUCCGAAUUGCACCUUGCCACUAGUCAUCUAUCAGGUGCAAUUCCACCUACCCUCGGCAAUUUAUCUCAACUAACUUACCUCGAUUUGCAAAUAAAUCCACUGUCUGGAUCCAUACCAUCAACACUUGGCAACAUUGCAACUUUGAACAUGCUUAUUCUAACGGAUAACAAUUUAGAGGGGAAUCUGGGCUUCCUAUCAGAUCUUUCCCGUUGUAGGGAUCUCCAACUCCUUUUCAUAGAGGGAAAUUCAUUCACCGGGCCCAUCCCUAACCACGUGGGAAACCUCUCUACACAGUUGAUCACUUUUCGUGCGGGUCGCAACAAGUUAACCGGUGGACUUCCAGCUACUUUCUCAAACUUAUCCAACCUUGAAUGGUUAGAUAUUUCAAACAACCUACUCACCGAGGCAAUCCCAGAGUCCAUUACUACAAUGAGAAAUCUGGUGCUUCUUAACCUCUCCGGAAACAGUAUCUUGGGCCCAAUACCAACACAAAUUGGCAUGCUCGUGGGUCUACAAAAGUUGUUUCUCCAAGGAAACUAA
Messenger RNA from Triticum aestivum (bread wheat), 1659 nucleotides. RefSeq names its product LRR receptor-like serine/threonine-protein kinase SIK1. Bases 4 to 1659 code for a protein of 551 amino acids. The transcript has a single exon. The record is from RefSeq and is a predicted model, not a curated record. Gene Ontology annotation, molecular function: protein binding. Lineage: Eukaryota; Viridiplantae; Streptophyta; Magnoliopsida; Poales; Poaceae.